CACCAGCUAGUCACGCCAGCAAUUCGCCCGCUUCUGGUCCGUGGUUGCCGACUGUUGCCGACUUCUGGUUCCGCGGUCAUGGUGUGUGGUAAAAGUAACACCAAACGGACCAGCUUCCUGCCACCGGUGCGGUACGAGUGGUCGAAGGCAUACCCGAUUCUGCCCCGGAACCACCUAGUCGCCCAUCGGGACACCCUGGUGAAGCAACCCUUCCGGCCAUCGUACGAAAUGCACGCCGGUGGGCCCGAGAUAGGCAGCCUCCUGGAUUGGACGUACGCCCGGAUUUGGCAGUGUGAAGUCGAUGCCUACCGAGCCCAGCGCUAUCCGAGCCCGGUGGAGCAAAAGAAGGCGAAGAAACGGUUCCCCAUCUACGCGAAGCGCAGUCGAUUGCCUCGGGGCACCACUGGAAACAGCGGGGACAGUGCAGUGGCCGGCAGUGAACGGUUCACGAUGAAACAGUUCCUCAAUGUUCCCGCCAAGGUUCAGUCGCACCACGACCGAUGCUCUCCAGCAUGGCGUCCAUGAAUGUCGUGAUGUUGGCCGUCCUGUUUCCAGUUUUGGUCACGUGUUGAUCCAAAUUUUAAAGUCCUUUUUCCUGUUGAGUCAACUCAGUGUCGUUUUCAAAUUAAGAAGUUCCUGCAAAUUCAUAUGGGUAGCACUGUAAAAGCUCGCCUCGUUUUAUCGCGCACCGCGAAUCCUUUUCCAGAGAGAGAGAGCUUUUCUCUCUCUCUCUCUUGCUCGGUUCAACAAAGUGUCAAAAUUCGCCGUUUGUUAUCGUUUUCCCGAAUGCACAUGGAAAUUAGUGGCCACCCAAGGAGGCACUGGGGUAGGAUGGCGGAAAGGGCCUCCAAAGGGCUGAUGAGAGAGACAAAAAGUGCUCCAAAUUAGUAGUGUGCGAAGGAGUGAAGAGUAAAUAAAAAAAAAUGUAUCCUUAAAACAGGCCAACGCCAGGAGGAUUGUCAUACUUCGUGUGUGGCUCGGUGUAUGGCAAAGUGGACGGAACGCGGGUUUUCGUUUUAUGAUUUCUGCUUUCCCUCAACGUUUUCCGUUAAAUGAAUGCAAUCCCAUAGUCUACUGUGAGCAGAAGGGAAAACCUUAGUUUGGAGUUAGUUUAGAGUUUCAUUCGAUACCAACCCC
Anopheles aquasalis is the source of this 1137-nucleotide messenger RNA. RefSeq lists its product as uncharacterized. The record is from RefSeq and is a predicted model, not a curated record. NCBI's taxonomy places the organism in Eukaryota, Metazoa, Arthropoda, Insecta, Diptera, Culicidae.